Molecule: messenger RNA, 590 nt
Organism: Phragmites australis (common reed)
Lineage: Eukaryota; Viridiplantae; Streptophyta; Magnoliopsida; Poales; Poaceae
Product: NADH dehydrogenase [ubiquinone] 1 alpha subcomplex subunit 1-like
Exons: 3
Coding region: 135-329 (64 amino acids)
Source: RefSeq, a predicted model, not a curated record
UGACCCACCCCAAAGGUCCAGAGCCACCACCACCUCUCCAUCGGCUCACGCCGCGACCCCAAGCGCCUUCGCCCCUCGGAGAUCUCGCCGCCGUCGUCGACAGCGCCGCCGCCUCGACCCGUCCGGCUUACCCGAUGGCGCGGCUGCACUGGCUGGAGGCCAUCCUGCCGCUGGGCAUCAUCGGCGGCAUGCUCUGCAUCAUGGGCAACGCCCAGUACUUCAUCCACAAGGCCGCGCACGGCAGGCCGAAGCACAUCGGGAACGACAUGUGGGACGUCGCCAUGGAGCGCCGCGACAAGAAGCUCGUGGAGCAGUCCUCCGGCAACUAGGGUAUUGUGCAACCUUGAACUUCCCGGAUGUUGAUGAACCACUUUCGGAAGCCCAGAACUGCUGCUCUUUAGUUUCCUUGUAUAAUGGGAACCAAGGCUUAUUUUUUUGCUUCAAAUAUCAAACAAUUGAGAGAAUAAUGUGUAUCAGAAUUCUGUUUAAUGACACAAAGUUGGUUUCCUUUGUCAAUUGUGUACCCAUUUCUCUCCUCACCUGGAGCUGGUUUAUGAAAAAGAAAAUACUAUUUGUGGUCGUUAUAGCCA